AUCAUUCAUGAUUCAUCAUCAAACGUAGUCGUUCUCAGCAACACGGUCCAAAAAGUCAGUGCAGCGAAAACGGACGAUCCGAAGAAGAAUACUGAAUACCCUUUUUCAUUUCUCUCUCUCUCUCUCUCUCUCUCUAGAAUAAUCUUCUUCUUCUACCAUUUCUCACUAAUAACUCAUCAGAUCAGCUUGAUCUUAAUAUAAAUGGGAAUCUUCUAGAACAAAACCCAGAGGAAAAAAAGAAAUUGAAGACCUGAAACUCUGACAGGUGAAAAUAAAGAAUAAAUAAAAAAAGAUAAAACUCUUUUUUUUUUAUUCCUCUCCCCAGUUUUUUGUUGUUUCUGUUAUUGGAUUAUGGCUGUUGCUGAGAAUGCCGGGGCCAAAAUCGGUGCUUCAAGUGAAGAUUUGGAAAAAAGUGUAGUGUCAUCUGACUCAAAUGCCCCAAACGAAGAACUGGAGAAACCGAAACCCCGAAAUGGUUCUGUUGGAAACGGUGUAGAGACCGAUCAGAAUCUCAACGGUGUUGAUGGCGUUGCAGCCACUGUCUCAGUCCCUAACGGCAAUCACAAACCCCAAAUGGGUCAGAUGCAAAAUGGUUUGGACACAAACGGUGGUGGUGUCCAGGGGCAGCAGGUUGUGGCGAACAAUGGCGGCAGCGGAGGUGGGUUUAAGAUGGGCCAUCAGAUAGGUAAUGGAGUGAUGAAUGGAGGAGAGGACGGCGAGAGCUUCAAACGCGAAAUGAGGGAUUUGGCUGAGCUCUUGUCAAAGUUGAACCCUAUGGCUGAGGAGUUUGUGCCCUCUUCACUUGCAAAGAAUCAUGGGUACUUGCCCGGAGCUGGAGGGUUUGGUUUCCCUAACAAUUUGCUACUUCCUGCAAAUUUUGGCAAUGCUAAUGGACAGCCUAAUAGAAGGAGAAAGAAUGGCUACAAUAACCAGGGGAAGCAAAGAGCAAAUCAUAAAAUAGAAAUGGAGAGACGGGAAGAGAUGAUUAGGAGGACUGUUUAUGUCUCCGAUAUUGAUCAACAAGUAACUGAAGAGCAACUGGCAGCUCUCUUUCUUAACUGUGGCCAGGUCGUUGAUUGCCGUGUAUGCGGGGAUCCAAAUUCUAUUCUUCGUUUUGCCUUCAUUGAGUUUACGGAUGAAGAUGGUGCAAGAGCUGCUUUGAACUUGUCUGGCACCAUGCUUGGAUAUUACCCGGUGAGAGUGCUGCCAUCUAAAACUGCCAUUGCACCUGUUAAUCCGUCAUAUUUGCCCAGGUCUGAAGAUGAAAGGGAGAUGUGCUCAAGAACUAUUUAUUGCACAAAUAUUGACAAAAAGGUUACUCAAGCUGACGUUAAACUCUUCUUUGAAUCUCUUUGUGGAGAGGUUCAACGCUUGAGGCUUCUUGGGGAUUACCAUCAUUCGACUCGAAUUGCAUUUGUCGAGUUCACAAUAGCUGAAAGUGCAAUUGCUGCUCUGAACUGUAGUGGUGUGAUUUUGGGUACGCUGCCGAUAAGGGUAAGUCCAUCGAAGACACCAGUCCGUUCUCGUGCACCUCGUGGCUCAGUGCAUUGACUCAUCACUCAUCAUUCCAUGUCUUUUGGUGUUCAUUGCUGCUCAGAUAUCUUUACAUAUAUACAUACAACAAAUAUUUCCUAAGGUACCUGUGGCGAUUAGUUGUGGUUAAAGUCCGGCGUUAUGCUAUCCUUGUUUCCUGCUUGGGAGUUAUGGAUAUUGUGUUUAGUUCGUAGAGUUGGAUGGGGCCUCAAGAGGAUCUCAAUGGCUUAAUUUAUGACAAUGUGACUGUUUAUCUCGAAAUGAGACACUUUUGUUGUUCGAAGUUCCUCGCGCACUGGAAUUUCUUGAAAAAGAAACUAGUUACAAGGCUUUGUUCCUCGUUAGCUGUUAA
Arachis duranensis is the source of this 1885-nucleotide messenger RNA. Its product is annotated as polyadenylate-binding protein-interacting protein 12. NCBI's taxonomy places the organism in Eukaryota, Viridiplantae, Streptophyta, Magnoliopsida, Fabales, Fabaceae. The record is from RefSeq and is a predicted model, not a curated record. Bases 352 to 1551 code for a protein of 399 amino acids. The transcript is spliced from 12 exons. Gene Ontology annotation, molecular function: RNA binding.